AUGACAGAGACGCCGACGUGGAUCCGACGGGCCGCUUCGGGGCUUCGCGAGCCCGAGGCACAGCGCCGCAUGCCGCUUGGCGACCUGCCCCCCACCCCGAACACCAUGUUCGAAAUGAUGCGGAGCAUGCAGGCAAAAAUUGGGUUGCUGGAGCAGCGUAACCAGGUCUUGGCGGCGUGCGCGGGUGUGGCGAGCGACGGCCCGGCGGUCAGCAACGCGACCAAGAUUCAGAAGUCGUGGAGGCGGUUUUGCGCCGUGCGUGUGCUGCGCCAUGCUUGUACGAGUGCAGCUCUCAUCCAGAGCGUAUUCCGCGGGCUGCACCAGCGCAAGGUUUUCCGCGCGCACAAGGAGGCGGCUGCGACGAGCCGGCGCCGGAGCUGCUGGCGCUCGCUGGCUGCUGCCCGCCUCGCGAUCACGCGUCUGCAGGCGCGCGAGCGAGCUCGCUCGACCAGCCGCGACUUUCAGCGCCAGCGCCAGUCGGCAGCAGUGAUCCAGUCACGGCUGCGGUGCUAUGCGACGGAGGUGCUUCACAACGAGCACGUAAGCAAAACCUCGCUCAUCCUCACGUCGGUCAAACAGCGCGAGGAGAUUUGCCACCUCCGACGCUUGCUCUCAGUGGCGACGCAAGCGAAUGCUAAGUACUCGAACGAGGUAAAGGACGACAGCGACGAGGACUACGACUACGACUUUGACCAAAAGCUCGAGGAGGCGAGGGCGGAGGAGGUGCUCGAGUAUGAGAGCGACGAGGAGUGCUUUGGAGCUCAGCUUCGCGCACUCGUCGAGGACGGAUUCGAGUUGGACCAGAGCGGCUUCACCAUCGAGCAGAUGAAGGACGCGAUGCAUGCGAUCGGCAUUUCAACCGCUGGCAUCAUCGGUCCAGGCGGCACGCCAGACAGGCAGGAGCUGAUCACGCUGGUAAAGCGCACGAUUGCGGCACGGUCGACGGAGGAGGUCGGCGACGCCGUGAUGGGUGACUUUGAGGCUGACGAGGCAUGA
This is a messenger RNA of Emiliania huxleyi CCMP1516, 996 nucleotides long. RefSeq lists its product as hypothetical. Lineage: Eukaryota; Haptophyta; Isochrysidales; Noelaerhabdaceae. The record is from RefSeq and is a predicted model, not a curated record. The transcript is spliced from 3 exons. Bases 1 to 996 code for a protein of 331 amino acids. Gene Ontology annotation, molecular function: protein binding.